CUAACAUUAGCAAACAACAAACAGGAAGGAGCAUAACGGAGUGAAAGCUUUCUGGGAAAUUUGUGUUAUAAAAAUGACAAAAUAUUUAAAGGAUUCCAAAAAUGUGAACAUUCCCCCUUUAGGCCGCUGGGUUUGGAAUGAUAAAUCUAAAAAGCUGGAGUUUAUCAGUUCUUACCCAAGAGAAGAAAGUGUUUUGACGGCGAGUCAAACCAAUAACAACAUUAAAGAGCUUCAGGAGCGAGCAGAGUGGUUGGCUGACAUAUUUACAAUGAACCACAGAGGGCGCCAAAGGAUUGGGAGCAGACUGAGCCCUGCUCAUUUCAAUGCGUACAGGUCCUCAGUGCUGAAGAGACAAGGGGACCGGGUCACCAUUGACGAUGUUAAACAGGUGGCUGUCGGUUUGCUACAGGAGAAUUAUUUGCUUCCCGUUCCUCUCCGCUUUCUGGAGUUAUUGAAGAGUGACGAGCUCGAUGAAGUCCUCAUUACACUUCUUCUUUACCUGUCUUGCUUCUUCAUACAUAAGACCCUGAAGAAUAAAUCUGUGCCUACAGCAGUCCUGUCAGAGCACCAGAUGAUGGUGGAGGCUUGGGCCAAAAAGGAGAUGGCUCAAAAGAAGUUGGCUGUCUGCUACUUCCGCCUGAUGAUGGAUCUGAAAAGAGAACAGCAUCGCCCAUAUCACAAGAGGCAGAUAUCGUCAAAUAGAAGAGAGUGGCUUCUUCAUGCGUGCUUGUACAGCUUCUUCUGCUACGUGGCCUGGGUGACGUUUGGCAGGAGGGACCUGAAGGACAUCCAAGAGGAGGUUGGACGUCUUUUGUACUCUGACUCGUUCAACAUGGCAGUGAAGAAUAUGACUGACGGCGACUCGGGAACUACCAGUAAUGGUUCAGUGGAGACAGGAGCAGCUCACUCCAAGAUGAGACAUAAUAGUCCACUAAAACAAAGCACAUCCCAAAGGCACCCACUCCUCAGCAGCAUAGUAAAUCAGCGAUCCCCUCUGAUGGUGUCUCUGCUGCCCUCGCCCAAAGAACAGUCACCCCAUCUGUUCCUGGGCAGCCGAGCCAGGAAUCAGAUCCCUCUGAAGGCCGAGUACUGUGACACCAAAGCCCUCAUGGAGCAGCUCGACCAGCAGCUGGCCUCUGUCAGGUUUGGGAUUCUUGGGAAGUCUUUGGAUCGAUUCAGCCACAGUACGCUGAUACCCUAUGGACAACAGAAACCUUUCAUGAGGAUAAGGACAAGGAAGUAGACAGUGAUGUUAAUAACAGUGCAGAUCAUUCUGGAAUCUGUGCUCAAGGUCACAGAGGAUGAAUGAUCUGAAGACAGGCACAGGGAAAACUGUAAAGGUCACAUGCUACUCUUGUUCUUCUUUGGCUACCGUCUUUCCCCCCUGAUGAUUAAUAUCACUUUCCCUCUCUGUCUCCUCCCUUGUUCCUUUUGCCUUCCUCCUCCUCUAGAUCGGUGUGGCUAAUAACAGGCAAACUGACAGAUACUUGACAGGGUGAAACCUGUCUUGUCUGUUAAUGCUUCUUGCUCACUGGCCUGGAUUAAUAAUCAGAGGUGUUAAACUGGCUCGGGAGUACUGACAACAACUUAAGUUAAACUAAAAAGGCUGUUCAUCAAAAUGUAAUCUGAGGAAUAUUUUUACUUACUUUGUGUGUAAAAUUUGCUGUUUAAUGACAGUCAAACUAUUUGGAGAUAAAACAAGUAAAGGUUUUUCAUUAACAUUUCUGAUAUAAAGAAUUAAAUCCCAGUAUGCUUCAUGAUGCUUUUCUCUUUAGAAAAGCAUAAUAAAGCCUAAUUUAGUUCAUGUAAACCAUCACAUGACCAUUCCUAGAAUUUAAUUGUGCCCCUGAAACCUAAAGCCAAUUUUCCAAAACACAAGGAAAAAAAGAAUAAUUAAUCUACUGACUGUACACUCUCAACUCAGCACAGGGUAGUGAAAUUAAUUUUAAUUCCAUGCAAACAGCUGGAAAUAGUUUUGUUUUAAAUGACACUUCCUUCCACAAAAUAUUCUGGUGAAUUAUUUAUGUUAGUGAGCAAUUUGGAGGAAACGGUGCUUAUGUUACUGCAAAAGUACAAAACCAUCUUCUUUCUACCUUGAUUUUCCUUCAGCAACUUCUCCCAACCCCUCAAAAAAAGAAGGGGUGAUUGCUUGCAACUUUCUUUCAUUCACCAACAAGCGGAGUGCCACUUGUGUCAGGUGGAAAGUGGAACAGCGUGUUGAAGCUCUCCAUCUCAAAGGCUUCUUUUUGAUACGCUCCGGCUCUGAUUUUUACCACCCUUUGUACAAAAGUGUCUGCCACUGAUUGAAAUGUAAUUAAAACAUACCACAUUUGUCUAAUAGCCUUUCAAUAACGCUCAGGGAAUCUUUCAAAGAAAGGUUUCCUUGGAAUUUAGUUUUGUGCCCGUGCUUUGUGCCUCAAAUGGCAUUUUAUUUCAGUAUUUUAUUUUGUUUUAAUAAGAUUAGAUGAGGGAGGAAAACGCACUUAGUCUUGUGAAUCUGAAGAUGUCAGAAUGUGU
Messenger RNA from Haplochromis burtoni (Burton's mouthbrooder), 2517 nucleotides. RefSeq names its product protein phosphatase 1 regulatory subunit 36. Gene Ontology annotation, biological process: negative regulation of phosphatase activity. The transcript has 12 exons. NCBI's taxonomy places the organism in Eukaryota, Metazoa, Chordata, Actinopteri, Cichliformes, Cichlidae. The record is from RefSeq and is a predicted model, not a curated record. Bases 74 to 1243 code for a protein of 389 amino acids. Gene Ontology annotation, molecular function: phosphatase binding.